AUGGCAUCCACCGCCGCCAAGGACUAUGGAAACUUCAAGCUCCUCAAGAGCUUUGACGUCGACUUUGCCCCUAUCCAGGUGUCUAAAUGGAAGAGCGAGAAGACUGGCCUGACUGUUGUUCUUGGAAAGCACGAUGCUCCUAUCACAAACGGCUACUUUGCGAUUGCCUCUGAAAUUUUCGAUGACACUGGGCGGCCUCAUACUCUGGAGCACCUGGUCUUCCUUGGUUCCAAAGAGUACCCCUACAAGGGCGUUCUCGACCAGCUCGCAAACCGUGCUGGCAGUAACGGUACCAAUGCGUGGACGGCGAACGACCACACUGCCUACACAAUCGCCACAGCCGGUUCUGAAGGUUUCCUCAAAAUGCUUCCCGUCUAUGUCGAUCACAUCCUCCACCCAACCAUCACCGAUGCCGGUUUCGUCACCGAAGUCUAUCAUCUGAACGGCAAGGGUGAAGAUUCUGGUGUUGUGUACAGUGAGAUGCAGGCGAGGGAAAACACUGCCGGGGAUGUCAUGGCGCUCGAAGGGCAGAGGACUCUUUACCCAGAAACGUCUGCGUACAGGAGUGAGACUGGUGGUCUGAUGCACAAGCUGAGAGUGCUUACAGCUCAGCAAAUUCGUGAUUACCACUCUGCUUACUACCAACCCUAUAACCUCUGCCUGAUCAUCGACGGCGCUGUUUCCAUUCCCGAGCUCUUCCAGGUGCUCAACGACAAGGUUGAGCCUUUGAUCCUCGCCAAUAAACCUACCACCUCCCAAUCCGUCGCCCCCGCCGACUGGAAACGCCCCUUUGUCGAAUCUUCCACUUCCAACCCCCUCUCAAUCGGACGAUCCAUCACCAAGGUUGUAGAAUUCAUGGAGGAGGACGAGUCGGUUGGAGAGGUCAUGAUCACUUUCCUCGGCCCGCCCCCUAUCGACUAUACGAAAAACUUGGCGCUCAGCAUCCUCGAUAGCUAUCUCACCCAGUCGGCUACUUCGCCUUUGAGCAAAGAGUUUAUCGAGAUUGCCAAACCUCUCUGUACAGACUUUUCAUUCUAUGCUGCCGACAGGGUCAACAAGAACGAGGUCGUCGUGUACAUCUCUGACGUUCCGGCCAAGCACCUUGAAGAUAUCGCCGACAAGCUCAAGGCCAAGCUUGCCAAGAUCGUCAAAGAAGAGGGUAUCGACAUGGACCGAAUCCAAAGAGUCUUGAAGCGAGAUGAACGAAAGCUGCUCGACUACAUCGAGUCCCAGCGGACGGAUGUCUUGUCGGACGCCAUCAUUGGUGAUUUCCUCUAUGGCGCGGCGGACGGGUCCGACCUUCCUGCCGCCUUCAACGAUCUCAAGGACUAUGCUACCCUCCAUUCCUACACUGCGCAGGACUGGGUCAACCUCCUCGACCAAUACUUCGUCUCUGCUCCCUCGGUCACUAUCGUCGGCAAGCCCUCGGCGGCAUUGUCGGCCAAGAUUGAAAAGGACGAAAAGGAGAGGGUGGACAAGCGCAAGGCAGAGUUGGGAGAGGAAAAGUUGAAAGAGUUGGAGAAAAAGUUGGAAGAGGCAAAGAAGGCUAGCGAUGUGCCUCCCCCGAGCGAGAUGAUCAAGGACUUCCCUAUCACUGACCCCAAUGGUCUUACGUGGAUCCCUGUUGAGACUGCUCUCAACCCCGCCGUUGGUGACAACGCCAGGAGUGACCAGGGUGAAGUCCAAAACAUCAUUGACCAGGAUGGAGAGAAUUUGCCCUACCAGGCUCAUUUCUCUAGUGUCGAGUCCAACUUUGUCACCGUCAUGGCGCUGUUUGACACUAUCAACCUGCCCAUCCACCUGAAACCUUACCUCACCCUCUUCCAGAACGCCUUGUUCAGCCUUGGCGUCAAGCGUGCUGACGGAACUGUUCUGUCGCACGAGCAAGUUGUGAACCAGCUCGACGACUUGACUGUUUCUCAACUAGCCCACUUUGAGAUCAAGGGCAACUUUGCCGAGGUCAUGGUGGUCAGGCUAAAGGUGCAGAAGGAUCAAUAUGAGGAAGCUGUGCAAUGGCUCAGGGAUCUCUUGACUGGCGUCAUCUUUGACAAGGAGCGUCUCGGGGUCAUCAUUGCCAAGCUCACCCAAGAAUUGCCCCAGGAGAAGCGUGACGGCAACACCAUCGCUGUUGCUUUCGCCAACCAGCUCACCUACGACUCUUCCAAGAGUGCUUCUCAAACAUGCGACCUGUUGGCUAGGCUGGAGUUCAUCCCCCGUGUCGGGGAGAUGCUGGCGGAAGGAGGCGCCAAGGCUGAGGAGGUUGUGAAUGCUCUGGAAGAGCUCAAGCAAACUCUUCUUGACACUAGCAAGCUGCGUGUCGCUGUACAGGGUGACAUCACCAGCCUGCCAAACCCCCGUUCGGUCCUCGCUAGGUCAUUCUUACAAGUCACUCAAGCUCAAGCUUUGGCGCCCCUGUCUACCUCCAGAGAGACCCUGACCGAGCUCGGCAAGAGCCCUUCCAAAAAGUGCAUCAUCAUUCCCAUGCCCGCCAUCGAAGGUUCCUAUGCUACAUUCUACGCUAGCGGUCCUGCCGGUCAUGCCCACCCCGACCUUCCUGCUCUCCGACUGGCCUCGUCUGUGCUGAAUGCCCUCGAAAGCUACUUGUGGAAGUCGAUUCGAGGAUCGGGUCUGGCAUACGGAGCGCAUGUAAGGGUGUAUCCCGAAGCGGGCCUUGUUGGGUUUGAUGUGUACCGGAGUCCUAACGCAUGUUUGGCGUACGAGGCGGCGGGCAAGAUCAUGAGAGGUUUGGUCGAUGGAUCGGUCGAACUUGACCAGGAUUUGGUGGACGGUGCUCGUUCCAGUAUGACAUACGAUUACGCCCGUCGUUCCGAGACUGCUGCUACUGCCGCUACCACCGCCUACAUCAACGAGACCUUGAAGGGCCUCGGCAAGAACGCCGAUCAAGAUAUGCUCAAGCAACUCCCUCAGAUCACCCUCCCAGAGAUCCGGAAGGUGAUCAAGAAGUACCUGAUGCCGAUCUUUGAGUCGGAGACUGCUAUCGGUGCUGUCAGUGUCUCAACGAGCAAAGCGGAAGAGGUGGAGAAGGCGCUCGAAGGGUUGGGUUUCGAGGUUGAGAGGAAGGAGCUGCCGGUCUUGAAGGGUGACGAGGAUAGUGAGAUGGGAAGCGUCAGUGGAAGUGACGCUGGGAGUGAGAGUGGGAGCGACGCCAGUCAAUAA
This is a messenger RNA of Cryptococcus wingfieldii CBS 7118, 3177 nucleotides long. RefSeq names its product cytoplasmic protein. The record is from RefSeq and is a predicted model, not a curated record. The transcript has 13 exons. Gene Ontology annotation, biological process: proteolysis. The coding region runs from base 1 to 3177 and encodes 1058 amino acids. Gene Ontology annotation, molecular function: metal ion binding. NCBI's taxonomy places the organism in Eukaryota, Fungi, Basidiomycota, Tremellomycetes, Tremellales, Cryptococcaceae.